AUGGCGCAGCAAGUCUUGGCCCCAGCAUCUCGCCAUCCCCUGCUGAGUCUGUGUUUGCUCAACAGCAGCAUUGCAGCCUCUGGCUUGACGCGACAAGAGCAGCAGGAUGCUGCCCGUAUCGUUCGAAUGAUGGGCGGCUCCUUUGCCAAAUCCCUUCUCAAGACUACCACCCAUCUCAUUGUGGGACGCAACAUCACGCCGAUCGAGGGCUGUACCGUGUCUAUCAAGCAACAAAAGGCCAUUGAGCACGGGAUUCGAAUGAUGAGUCCAGAAUGGCUUGAUGCCGUGCACCGUCUCGGCCAGCAAAAAGUGCUUGACAUUCAUGACUCAACCUGGGGCAAUUAUCGACUAAAGCCGUUUCAAGACUGCUUCAUCUGCUUCACCUCCGUACCUAUUCAGAUGCGAGAUGAACUGCGGGCCCCACCGGGGCCUCGGCAACUGCGAACAUGCUAUCAAUGUUUGGCCAUGGCUCGAAUACUACAUCGGUGCCCAAGCCCAAUCCAGCGCCACACCAAGCGUUAUUGCGUGAAGUUUCAGAAUCUGAUCGCAGAGCUGGCGUGGAUGCAUCCGAACAACAACGCCGCCAUCUUAAUUGGCCCGGCACUGUCCGCGUCUCGAGGUCUGACUUGGCUUUGGGUGGAGGUGUGCAUUCAGGAGGCCCUACUGCUGGACCCCUCGUGCAAUCCAUGGUUUCGCACCCACCAGCCCUUGCCCAUGAACCAGCUUUCUGGCGGCACACUCUUCGUUACCCACGAGGAUGACCGUUUUAGUGAGCAUGUCGGCCUGGUUUUAGCUGCACAGAGCUGGGCCAUUUCCCCAACCGCUAGCAGCGCCGACUUUUUGCUUUGUAGCUCUCAACAGGCACCCCACUACGAGACAAGCGAGCGUGCCAUUAGUAUGCAGUGGCUGGUGGACUCACUCGAACAACGAACAUUGCUUGAUCAGUCUGCGUACCACACUAUUCCUCUUCGCACCACUCUGCGGCUCGACACUAUUACUUCGGCCCAAUUGCUCUUGCACCACGGGGUGUCUGUAGCUCACGGUCCGCACUCGGAGGCCAGUGCGGUGGCUACGCCGCCAAUUCCCGCAAAAGACGCCGCUGCUGCUGCCCGUAUUUUUCAUGGCUGUAUCAUAUCUGCUUCUCGUGAAGCUUUUGCCAGCGGUGAUGACCUGCAAGCCCUCGUUGAGAGCGGCGCACCUACUUCCAUGAUUGCACCUGCCCACGAGGCGACCAAAUCAAGUGUGACGGCCUCCUCUGCAAUGGUGGCGCCAACACCCCUGGGACCGCCGCCACCCUCUGGACAAACACUGACGGACACCCAGUUGGAUACAACUAUAAGCGAAAUUGUGGCCAUGACCAAGACGGCGGGCCGUUUCUCUCGGUUUGGCUCCAAACGACCCUCGCUGACCCCUCGUAGCGAUGACCUGCCGGCCUCCGCCACCGAUCCAGCCAAUGAACCCGAUGAUAAUGCUGCGCAGUCAACAAGACCGGAACCCGAUCAUGACUCGGUUGUGGCACCGAUGGAUGAGCUUCCUGCCAAGCGGGCCAAGCCUGCAAAUCUUGCUGAGGCGUUGGCACAGGCUCGCAUCACGUAUGGCUCGUAUGCCUCGCAAGAUGAACCUGCUCUGAUCGCUAGUCGCACCGCGCCGAAUAAGGCGGUGAUUUUAAGCACCAGCAUCACGGAAGCACAGAAAAAGGCUUUGGUCGGGCUCGCCAAGCGCCUUGGGUUUCGAUACGAAACAUCGGGAACCUACCACGAUGCCUGUACCCACUUACUCGUUGGUACACCAUGCCGCAACGAGAAGUACCUGGCAGCCUGUGCCGCCGGCAGAUGGGUUUUACAUGCAAACGAAUACAUUGCUGCCUGUGAACAGCUCAAUGGACUUGCCUACGAGAAGGACUUUGAGUGGCACUCCCAUGAAAGUACAUAUGCCUUCGAGUCGGCGGUUUGGCGCGAGCGCGUGACCAUCCAUGGUCGUGAGGGCGGUGCUUUUGGGGGCUGGAAAGUUGUAUUAGUGUCGCGCAACCACAGCGCCUUCCGUCGCGUACUGGAGGCGGGCGGUGCGCGUGUUUUGGCCACGAAUGAGGACUCGGCGCCCAAAUUUCGAGCCGCUCUCCGCAUGAAUCCUUCCCAUGUUUUUGUGGAAUUUGACGAACACUUGAUGGAAUCGUAUGCAAGUGAUCUUCGACAAGUGUCAUGUCUGGUUAACAUGGAGUUUGUGGCCGUGCGCUUGGAGAAUGCAAAUGCAGACCCACGAGAUUACCCUGUGCACCUGCCCGCCUGA
Molecule: messenger RNA, 2286 nt
Organism: Monosiga brevicollis MX1
Lineage: Eukaryota; Choanoflagellata; Craspedida; Salpingoecidae
Exons: 7
Coding region: 1-2286 (761 amino acids)
Biological process (GO): mitotic DNA replication checkpoint signaling; mitotic G2 DNA damage checkpoint signaling; DNA replication initiation
Source: RefSeq, a predicted model, not a curated record